GCUCUGAUAUGCUAGUUGACCACGGCACGCUGGUCCUCAGUGUUGACUCAACCUGGCGUCUUAAUUGUAUGCUGUAAUAUUUGUAGCACAAAGUUUUCUUAGACCGAACAUCACAAAGGAAUUAUUAUACUCGUGAAUUGAAAACUCUUUAUUCGUAGCAAUGGGUAGCAAGGCGGUUAACUUUGAAAAAACGAUAAAACAAGAAACGCAUUUCGAAAGAAACGACUCCGCGAAGGCAGAUCAACAGGAUCAGAGCGAGCUCGGGUUGGCCAUAGCGAAGGCUGUCACACAAGUUUUAGAGAGUUCAGACUGGCGUGCCUUAUCCUUUCCACUACAGGCAAACUCUGCCAAGCAUUCCAAGGCAAAAAAUGCCGUGAAAAGGCCGAUGAAUCCGUUUAUGCUGUACGCCCAGGCGGCUAGAAAGAAACUCUCAAAUCUUUACCCUGAUUUGAGUUAUGCAAAGCUGAGCAAAACUUUGGGCAGGAUUUGGAAAUCUUUGGAUCAAAACGAGAAGCAACCGUUCAUAGACGAGGCUGAGCGACUUCGCCAGAAACAUAAAAUCGAUCAUCCCGACUACAAGUUCCAACCAAAACGGCGAGAAAGAAAGAGGACACAUUCGCCCAGUAGGGAAGCGUUUGAGAACAAUAAAAUAAGCACUGGAGAUGUUUUGAAAGUCCUCAGUUCAACUGGAAACGCCAAACAUCACGAGUCGCAGAACCUGUGGGCACAAACUAUCCACAAUGGCAUCACAUCACGAGGAAGUGCAGUUCAGCACAAUGGUGGACCACAACAACAGGCAAAUGGUGCUGUAUCGUCUACCCCACCAUACUCAGGAAAAGUCAGUCCUGGGCAGAGAAUACCCAAGAUGACUUCGAACAUACCGUACGACCACAAUCCACAAAAUCCAAUCACAACAACAAAUGAUUUAUCGUCAUUCUCCUCAAGGUACAUGUCCAUGACCCCUCCACCGCCUUUGCAGCGAGCCACGACCGCCAGCCUAUUCUCACCGUCAACAGCAUAUCGUAUUCCUAAAUCCCAAGCGCAGAAUCAACCAGCUUCAUACCCGCACAUGAGCGAAAUCCAUAGUUACCCACCGUCGACCGCGAUUCAGAAUUACCCUAGUGAUCUUUCGUUGGCCAUCGGGAAUUCGUUUCUCAAGUGCUCCUCUCCUCUGGCACGAUGUCCUCCGCAUCUCACACCAAAUGAGGAACACCAAUCUACUAAUCUGUUGACAGGAGUUAAUCAGAUCUUAAGAGAUAUGUUUGGAAAUGACAAGAACAACGUUAUGUAAACUUUCUUUACGUGUGCUUGGAUUUCAAUAAAGGCUUUUGGUUCGAAGUUUACAAACAGUACUUGAGUGCAAAGGACAUUAACUCCGCCAAAAGGUUGCCAAAAAAUGCUAUUUAACGGAGUUUCAACAGAUUUUUAAGCUUUCGAUGCAUUAAGGCAACCUCACCAUCCAAUGACUGGCAUCGUGAAUUAUUUCAACCAAGGUGUUGUAACAUUGUUCCAUCAAAUUGUUCUAUAAACAGUGCACUUUGAAAUGCCUCAAAUUGAAUUGUGUGAAUAUUGAAUUGUACACUACCAAACAAGACACUUCUAAGUUCAAAAUCUCGUUGAAAUUGAUAACGUACUUUUUAGACUUGAUUUAUAUUAUAAACUGUUUAUUUUUAAGCCUAUAGACGUACAGUAUACAAGAUAUUCGCUUUCUCGUGUUAGGAACCUUACUUAUAUGGUUUCCCAAGAUAUUCGUUAGUUUGAAUUCAAAUCGACACUGCAUAUCGCCUCCAUUCUUAGGGUUAUAGAAAAGUAGGAAAUCGUAUAAUUUAAUUUUGUAUAAAUAUGUUUUUAUUCUAUGUAGUUUUUUAGGUCGGUCACAUAAGCCUACCACAAAUUCCAUAGCUCUGUCACAUACGCCUAUCACAUCAUUUCAUAUCCUGUAGUUAGGUUUUUACUGCCAAACAUCGCUGUAUAUUUUAACAACUCCACAACAAUUUUGUAAAGAAUUUUCACGAAUCAUGACUCUGCGUUUAAAUAUAUGAAUUUCAUUUUUUAA
Molecule: messenger RNA, 2056 nt
Organism: Dendronephthya gigantea
Lineage: Eukaryota; Metazoa; Cnidaria; Anthozoa; Malacalcyonacea; Nephtheidae
Product: transcription factor SOX-9-like
Exons: 1
Coding region: 161-1291 (376 amino acids)
Biological process (GO): regulation of transcription by RNA polymerase II
Cellular component (GO): nucleus
Molecular function (GO): DNA-binding transcription factor activity, RNA polymerase II-specific; RNA polymerase II cis-regulatory region sequence-specific DNA binding
Source: RefSeq, a predicted model, not a curated record